Messenger RNA from Leucoraja erinaceus (little skate), 1158 nucleotides. RefSeq names its product retinaldehyde-binding protein 1-like. The record is from RefSeq and is a predicted model, not a curated record. Bases 164 to 1114 code for a protein of 316 amino acids. The transcript has 8 exons. Gene Ontology annotation, cellular component: membrane. NCBI's taxonomy places the organism in Eukaryota, Metazoa, Chordata, Chondrichthyes, Rajiformes, Rajidae. Gene Ontology annotation, molecular function: phosphatidylinositol bisphosphate binding.
CUUCAACUGACCCUACAAAGCUUUCUUCCACAGCCUGCGGCUUCUCAGUUGUACGGACCUCCCGGGAGAAGCCAGUGCCCUCCGUUACUGGACCCAGCCAGCUUCUAAACUGCUCUCUGCCAUCGCCUGUGUUUAAAACCACUCCUGGACUUUCAGGGACAAAAUGGCUGAGACUCAAACAGGAACGUUCCGGAUGGUCUCUGAGCAGGAACAAGCACUGCGCACAAAACUGGACCACCUCUCCACCAAGGACCACGGGCCAGUGAUUGGCAAAUGUGACCUGCUGCCCCCUCACACACUACAGAAGGCCAAGGACGAAUUGAAUGAGACAGAGGAGAAGCGGGUGGCAUGUGUGACAGAGCUUCAGAACCUGGUCCAGGACUCCGCCAGCUCGGGAGAGGAGUUUGCCAAGAUUGUGCUGGAGAAGACAAAAGACAAAGAUGAUUCGUUCUUCCUGAGGUUCAUCAGAGCAAGGAAGUUUGACGUGAAAAGGUCCUAUGAACUUCUCAAAGGUUACGUGCGUUUCCGUGAGCAGUACCCUGAGCUGUUUGAGAACCUGACGCCAGAGGCAGUGCGCAGCACCAUCGAGGCCGGCUACCCCGGCAUCCUCACCGAACGCGACAAGUACGGCCGUGUCGUCCUGCUCUUCAACAUCGAGAACUGGGACUACGAGGAAAUCACCUUCGAUGAGAUCCUUCGUGCCUACUGCGUGAUCCUGGAGAAACUGCUGGAGAACGAGGAGACUCAGAUUAAUGGAUUUUGCAUCAUUGAGAACUUUAAGGGAUUUACGAUGCAGCAAGCAUCUGGCAUCAAACUCUCCGAGCUGAAGAAGAUGGUGGACAUGCUUCAGGAUUCCUUUCCUGCUCGGUUUAAAGCGGUACACUUUAUCCAUCAGCCUUGGUACUUCACCACCACCUACAACAUGGUCAAGCCUUUCUUGAAGGGCAAACUGCUGGAGAGGGUGCAUGUGCAUGGUGAGGAGCUGGAAUCGUUUUUUAAGGAAAUUGAUGCUGAUAUCCUCCCAGAAGAAUUUGGAGGGAGCCAGGCGAAAUACAACGGCAAAAUCAUAGCUGAGAAAAUCUUCGGCACUGAGUCGGAAGAUACUGCCCUAUAAGCACCACAAAUGGCAUUGAGAGAAGCCUUAAAUAGGGGGGGGGG